AUGAAAGAUAGUCACCCAAAUUUUGGAAAAGAAACAUCAUCAACUGAGGAUUAUAAAGAUAUUGAAUUUGUACAAUGGCUUGUAUUCUUUUUAUUUGUUGCAUUAAUUCCAUCAACAAUUUGGUUAUGGAAAAAGUUCAAUCCAAAACCAAUCGCUAAACAUUUCGAUUGUUCAUGUGAAGGUUGUGAAAGAAAAUCUGAAGAAAGAAUUAAAUUAGAAAAGAAAGAAAUGAAAUCAACAUCAAAUAAAAUUAAAAUUGGUAUCAUUGCAUUCUUUUGGGUACUCUUUUUCUUCUUGUUAUACAUUGUUUUAACAAGUACAGCACCAACUAAAGAACCAUAUAAUCCUUAUACAAUUCUUGGCAUUGAACCUGGAGCAACAACAGAAGAAAUUAAAAAAGCACAUAAAAAGAUGAGUUUGAAAUUUCAUCCAGAUAAGAAUCCAGGUAAUGUUGAAGCAGAGGAAAUGUAUAUGUCAAUUGCAAAAGCAUAUCAAGCAUUAACUGAUGAUGCAAUUAGAGAGAAAUGGGAAACUUAUGGUAAUCCAGAUGGACCACAACGUAUGUCCAUUGGUAUUGCAUUACCAUCAUGGUUGAUUAAUAAGGGUAAUUCACCAAUUGUAUUGACAGUGUAUUUGUUAUUGUUGGUUGUUGCAUUACCAAGUGCAGUUUACUAUUGGAAUAAGAGUACCAAGAGUAAAUUACCAGCACAAAUUGAACAACAAUCAUUAGCACUCUACUAUCAUGUGAUCGAUGGUACAACUCGUCUAAAGUCAAUGAUUGAAAUUUUAGCUGCAACCACAGAGUAUAAGACAAGUUUGGUAGAGAGAAAGAGUGAUGAUGAAAACUUGAAGAAUCUCUUCAAAUCCAUUCCCGACGCAUACAAGGUUAAGAAGGCACGUUUCAACGCUCCAUACAUUGUAAAGGGUACCAUUCUAUUGUAUGCCCAUUUAUGCCGUAUCAAAGAUAUGCCACAAACCCUCAGAGAUGACCUCAAUCAAAUCAUAAAGACCUAUCGUCAUUAUUUGACUGGUGCUUUUCAAGUCACUCGUGAGAAACGUCAAUUGGUUGGUUUGGUAGAAUUGGUUAAACUCUCACAAUGUAUCAUGCAAAGCGCUUGGGAAGAUCAAUCCCUCAAACAAUUACCACAUCUCGAUAGUUUCAUGGCUCAACAAUUAAAGAGUAAUCACGUUCAAGACAUUGCCAAAUUCAAAGCUAUGUCUGAGGAAAAGAGAAAGGAGCUAUUAACUAAAGUUGGUGGUACCGCCCUCAACGACGCAAAGAUUAAAGAUAUUGAAAACAUCCUCGAAAAGAUUCCUUGUCAAGUUGGUAUCAAAUGGAGAAUCACCUCUGAAAAUCCAACAUUCUUAGCUAGUUCCGUUUGUAUUUUAGAGGUUGAGUUUGUUGAUCAAAUUGCACUUAAAAAACAAAAGCAAGAAGAAGCCGCCGCUGCCAUCGCAACCAAAGAAGCAGCUAAAAAUAAACCAAAUUUAGCUCCAGCCGAAAAGAAAGGUGGUGCAAGAAAAAGAACAACCGUUAAAAAAACUAAAGAUGGUGCUAAAGAAGAUGAAUCAUCCCCUUCCUCCUCUGGUAAAGCCGAAGAAAAAGAUCAAAGUGAAGAUGAACAACAAGAAGAAGAAAUCAAAGAAGAAAAGAAAGAAAAGAAAGAAAAGAAAAAGAUUUUAGAUGCAGAUGGUAAUGAAAUUGAAGACUCUGAUGAUGACUCUGAAUUUGAUGACGAUGAAUACAGUGAUAGUGAUGACGAUGAUGCUUGGGAGAAAGUACCAAAGAAAUCAUUAAUUAAUCCACCAAAGGAAUUAUGUCAUUCUCCAUUCACAUUUGAUGAUAAACCAGUAAACUUUUGGAUUUUAAUGGGUAAUCGUCAAAAGAAUGAAUUGGUUGCAUUGGGUAAAACUGAAACCUUUACACCAGGUACCAUCGUUAAAUAUCCAUUCCUUUCAGCCGCUGAAAUUGGUACCGCUCAUUAUUCACUCUACGUCAUGUGUGAUGGUUAUUUAGGUUGUGAUGUUGAAACUGAUGUUUCAAUUAAUCUCGCUCAUAAUCCACGUCCAUUACAACUUCAACCAUUACCACGUGUUCAACAACAACCUGUACCACCACAAAGAAAAAUUGGUGAUGCUGCAGAUGAUGAUAGCGACGAUGAUGAAGUUGCAAACAAAAAAUCAAAUGAUACAGUUCAACAAAAACAACAACAACAACAAGCAGCUCAGCAAAAACAACAACAAGCAGCUCAACAAGCAGCUCAACAACAACAAAUACCAGAAAUUAUUACACCAUCUCAACAACAACCAACAUCACCACAACAACAAUCAACAAAACCACUCACUCAAAAACAAAUUAAUCAACAACAAAAAUUAUUAAAAAAACAACAAAAAGCCGCAACUUCUUCACCUUCCCCUGUAAAAGAAGUUAAAAAAGAUAAAUAA
Molecule: messenger RNA, 2445 nt
Organism: Dictyostelium discoideum AX4
Lineage: Eukaryota; Evosea; Eumycetozoa; Dictyosteliales; Dictyosteliaceae
Exons: 2
Coding region: 1-2445 (814 amino acids)
Cellular component (GO): endoplasmic reticulum membrane
Source: RefSeq, a predicted model, not a curated record